Alnus glutinosa is the source of this 1459-nucleotide messenger RNA. RefSeq names its product protein SGT1 homolog. Gene Ontology annotation, biological process: defense response to fungus; protein stabilization. Gene Ontology annotation, molecular function: protein-folding chaperone binding. The transcript has 10 exons. Lineage: Eukaryota; Viridiplantae; Streptophyta; Magnoliopsida; Fagales; Betulaceae. The record is from RefSeq and is a predicted model, not a curated record. Gene Ontology annotation, cellular component: cytoplasm; nucleus. The coding region runs from base 99 to 1181 and encodes 360 amino acids.
UCAAUCAUUAUUCUCCCCCUCACAACUCUCCGAUCAGUCUCCAAAUUCCAAUUCUCUCUCUCUCUUUUCUGUGUGGGUGCGCACGAGAGCGAGCAACCAUGGCGUCUUCGGAUCUCGAAACCAAGGCGAAGGAGGCCUUCAUCGACGACCACUUCGAGCUGGCCGUGGAUCUCUACACGCAGGCCAUCGCUCUCAACCCUAAUCACGCCGAGCUCUACGCCGACCGUGCCCAGGCCAACCUCAAACUCGAGAAUUUCACUGAGGCUGUUGCUGAUGCAACCAGAGCAAUUGAGUUGGGCCCUUCGGCAAAAGCAUACUUGCGAAAAGGCACUGCAUGCUUCAAGCUUGAGGAAUAUCAGACUGCAAAGGCAGCAUUGGAAGCAGGUGCAUCUUUGGCCCCAGGAGAUUCAAGAUUCACUAAUUUGAUCAAAGAAUGUGAUCAGCACAUUGCAGAGGAAGCUAGUGAUAUACCAAUCCACUCAUUGGAGAAAACAACCCCAACAAAUGUUGUACCUAUGGAAGUUGUUCAACCUGUGGAUGACCUUUCUGAACAGGUGAUCGUAUCAGCCAAACCAAAAUACAGGCAUGAAUUCUACCAGAAGCCAGAGGAAGUGGUUGUGACUAUAUUUGCAAAGGGCAUACCAGCUGAAAAUGUUUCUGUUGAGUUUGGUGAACAAAUACUGAGUGUUAGUAUUAGUGUUCCUGGUGAGGAUGCAUAUCAUUAUCAACCUCGCUUAUUUGGAAAGAUAAUAACUUCCAAGUGCAGAUAUGAUGUUUUAUCUACCAAAGUUGAAAUCCGUCUUGCAAAAGCUGAAUCAGUACACUGGACGUCUCUUGAAUUCAGCAAAGAAAGUAGAGUUCCUCAAAGGGUUAAUGCCUUAGUUACUGGAUCUCAAAGACCUACUUACCCAUCCUCAAAACCAAACAGAGUAGAUUGGGACAAGCUCGAAGCUGAAGUGAAGAAGGAGGAGAAAGAUGAAAAGCUUGAUGGUGAUGCAGCUUUAAACAAAUUUUUCCAAAACAUAUACUCAGAUGCGGAUGAGGACACCAGAAGGGCAAUGAAAAAAUCAUUUGUCGAGUCAAACGGGACAGUGCUCUCCACAAACUGGAAAGAAGUGGGUACAAAGAAGGUGGAGGGAAGUCCUCCCGAUGGUAUGGAGAUGAAGAAAUGGGAGAUCUAAGAGUCUAAAUAUUGUGAUUGAGUGUGUGAUUUUGCUCCAUAAAUGUUUUUUUAGUCCUUUCGUUUUGAAGCUUUGGUUGGUCUGGUUGCUUGUUCUGCAUGAAUGUCUGAAGUAUUAACUGCUGGAAUGCAAGGAAACUCAAGCAUUCCCUUCGCUUUAUUUCGUCUUUUUGGUUGUGUGCUUUCUUGUGCCCAAAAUUGACACUUCAUGUAAUUCCAGUAUCAGAACCCAUUUGCUCUUGAAUCAAAAUGACUUUUGAGAUUCUAGGUUUGCUUAAA